Neogale vison (American mink) is the source of this 890-nucleotide messenger RNA. RefSeq names its product homeobox B13 (gene HOXB13). The coding region runs from base 1 to 867 and encodes 288 amino acids. The transcript has 2 exons. The record is from RefSeq and is a predicted model, not a curated record. Gene Ontology annotation, biological process: regulation of transcription by RNA polymerase II. Gene Ontology annotation, molecular function: DNA-binding transcription factor activity, RNA polymerase II-specific; RNA polymerase II cis-regulatory region sequence-specific DNA binding. Lineage: Eukaryota; Metazoa; Chordata; Mammalia; Carnivora; Mustelidae.
AUGGAGCCCGGCGAUUAUGCCACCCUGGACGGGGCCAAGGCCAUGGAAGGCUUGCCCGGAGCCGGAGGGAGCCGGAAUCUAGCCGCCCGCUCCCCCCUCCCUAGCCACCCCGCCGCCGCCGGGGCGCCUCCACUGCUGCCCGCCGCCGUCAGCUAUGCUCCCCUAGACCUGCCGGGCUCUGCGGAACCGCCAAAGCAGUGCCACCCGUGCCCCGGGGUGCCCCAGGGGACGGCCCCCGCUGCGGUGCCCUAUGGCUACUUUGGAGGCGGGUACUAUUCCUGCCGGGUGUCCCGGAGCUCGCUGAAGCCCUGUGCCCAGGCGGCCACCCUCGCUGCCUACCCCGCCGAGACCGCCGCGCCCGGGGAGGAGUACCCCAGCCGGCCCACCGAGUUUGCCUUCUAUCCGGGGUACCCAGGACCCUACCAGCCAAUGGCCAGUUACCUGGAUGUGUCGGUGGUGCAGACUCUGGGCGCCCCGGGGGAGCCCCGCCACGACUCCCUGCUGCCUGUGGACAGUUACCAGCCCUGGGCCCUCACCGGGGGCUGGAAUGGCCAGAUGUGUUGCCAGGGGGAACAGAACCCACCGGGUCCCUUCUGGAAGGCGGCAUUUGCAGAGUCAGGAGUGCAGCACCCUCCAGAUGGCUGCGCCUUCCGACGUGGCCGAAAGAAGCGCAUUCCUUACAGCAAGGGCCAGUUGCGGGAGCUGGAGCGGGAAUAUUCAGCGAACAAGUUCAUCACCAAGGACAAGAGGCGCAAGAUCUCGGCAGCCACCAGCCUCUCAGAGCGCCAGAUCACCAUCUGGUUUCAGAACCGCCGGGUUAAGGAGAAGAAAGUCCUGGCCAAGGUCAAGACCACCACUAAUCCGUGAGGGAGAUCCCUGGCUGGGGAGGU